AUGGAGGAUUAUUCCACUGCUAAAUUGAAAGCUAAAUGCUUUGACCAUUUUGGAGGUUUGAAUUUGGGUGGAAAAGGACUAUCCAGGGUACCUGAUGCAGUCACUGAACUGAGUGAAGUACGGGAACUUAAGCUUAAAGACAAUAAUCUGACUGAGUUGCCAACAAGUAUUAACAAGCUGAACAGGCUUCAAAGCCUGUAUUUGGAUAAAAACAAUCUUACUGAAUUACCUGCCGAGAUUGGUGACCUAAAGGAGCUGUGGGAGCUGAGUGUGAGGAACAACCAGUUGGUUGGUUUACCUACCAGUAUUCAAAAGCUGAACAAGCUUCGAUAUCUGCACUUGGAUGGAAACAAUCUUACUGAAUUACCUGCUAAGAUUGGUGAACUAAAGGAGCUGAGGGAGCUGAAAGUGAGUAACAACCAGUUGGUUGGUUUACCUACCAGUAUUCAAAAGCUGAACAAGCUUCGAUAUCUGCACUUGGAUGGAAACAAUCUUACUCAAUUACCUGCUAAGAUUGGUGAACUAAUGCAGCUGAGGGAGCUGAAAGUGAGUAACAACCAGUUGGUUGGUUUACCUACCAGUAUUCAAAAGCUGAACAAGCUUCGAUAUCUGCACUUGGAUGGAAACAAUCUUACUGAAUUACCUGCUAAGAUUGGUGAACUAAAGGAGCUGAGGGAGCUGAAAGUGAGUAACAACCGGUUGGUUGGUUUACCUACCAGUAUUCAAAAGCUGAACAAGCUUCGAUGUCUGCACUUGGAUGGAAACAAUCUUACUGAAUUACCUGCUAAGAUUGGUGAACUAAAGGAGCUGAGGGAGCUGAAAGUGAGUAACAACCAGUUGGUUGGUUUACCUACCAGUAUUCAAAAGCUGAACGGGCUUGUACGGCUUUACUUGGGUGGAAACAAUGUUACUGAAUUACCUGCUAAGAUUGGUGAACUAAAGGAGCUGAGGGAGCUGAAAGUGAGUAACAACCAGUUGGUUGGUUUACCUACUAGUAUUCAAAAGCUGAACUGGCUUAAAGAGCUGUUCUUGGAUGGAAACAAUCUUCUUGAAUUACCUGCUGAGAUUGGUGACCUAAAGGAGCUGAGGGAGCUGAGUGUGAGCAACAACCAGUUGGUUGGUUUACCUACCAGUAUUCAAAAGCUGAACAAGCUUCGAUAUCUGCACUUGGAUGGAAACAAUCUUACUGAAUUACCUGCUAAGAUUGGUGACCUAAAGGAGCUGAGUUGGCUGAGUGUGAGUGGUAAUCCUUUAACUGUUGAUGCUAUACGUCUUGCUCUUAAGUUGGAGAAAAGAGGACUGUCUACUGAUAUUGCAGGUGAGGACCACUAAAGGCUAAGUUAAAUUGAACCCUUAUAACAUUAAUAACAAAUAAACUCUAAAAAUCUCCCUGAAAAAGAUAAGUCCAGUUUGUGACAUCUAAAUAGCGACACUUGACAUCCAAGGAACCACAGGAAACCCAAAGAUUAGUGUGCUGCUCGACUGACUACACUGUGACUAGGGCUUGCAGCAAUUUUAGCGAUCAGAGACACGCGCCGUCAAAUCAGUUUUAAAUGUAUGGGGUUUUAGCACAAACAAGUAUUUUCCAUAAACUAAAAGGCCACAGACUCAUUUUUUCUGUUUGAAACUGUAUCUGACCACACGAAUUAAUAUUUUAUUUUAUCAUAUUUGAUUCACGCGGCAUUAUUUUCGACUGACUGCAGUGAUCUAAGACCAAAAACAAGGAAUAUCAGUAAGUUCACCUCCUAGUGAAUUAGCCCCCACAAGUUCGCCCUCUACUUUCUGAGUUCACCACGCACUGGUAUACUCGAAAUUCGAGUUAAAUCACGCACUUACAGCAGACAUUUAUUUAAAUCAUACCUGUGAAUUGGAUUGGGUUAUUGAAGGAAAUCUCUGUAAUCGAAACUUAACUGUUUGGUAGGUCGGCGGCAAUUGGUGUCUCGAAAUCUAAGACCUAAAUGACCUUGAAAAAAAACUGCAUGAAAACAGAAUCUUCUUACAAGUUGCUUAAUCAAAGAGUGAAGUUAAAUAAAGUUAAACUCACUGACUUCCAAAAACAGUCCCAAUCAUGACAUGAAUGAAAAUUCAAUGAAACAUUUACAACAGCAAGUUGCCAACAGGGGCACCCAACGAGAAUAUAGUUCAAAACCACUUAAACAUAGCACUGUUAAACGUAUUUUAGUAUUUAAACGGUAGAUAUAGGCAUAUUUUCAUCCCCUAAAAAUUUUUCAUCUGUUCGGAUUUCCUAGCUGAAAGCCUAGUGAUCCGAAAAUCAUAGGAAUCCAAAGUUACCCUUUCGAAAAUUUCAGCCAGAAAAAAGGUUCCCGAAAAUUCUAGGUGACCUUUUUAGGGUAAAAAUCCGUUAAAAAUAGGCAAUUAUACCAUUUUUUUGAUGUUCGAAAAUCAUAGGAGAGGCAGGCAAGCAAGAAUUUUUACAACAAAUGUUCCGAAAAUUCUAGAUCUAAAAUCGUCUUCCGAACAGAUAUUCUUCCGAAAAUUGUCGUUGGGUGCCCCUGUUGCCAAGUUGAGAGUGAUUUGUUGAAAGCUAACGAUUGUAACGAAUGUAUAGCUUUGCAAAGUCGCUAAAUUUUACAGACGUAAAACACUUUGUCUCACUCAUGGAUAGUUUCAUUUAAUUGCCUUAAAUGUUAAACUUCGAUCUUGAAUAAAGCAUGUUUCCAGGUCUGAUAUAGUUACUGUGAGUUUCAGGAAACGGCUUUCUGAGAGAGUUAACCUUUCACCGUAACCAAGAAACAGUCAACUUAAUUCCUGCUGACAAAAAAAACUUACGCUUGCAGUCAAUUGAAAGCUAGUAACUUUUAUACGUACACUAUUCUAUAAUUUUAUUUAUUUAUACAUUUUAUUGCAAAUACGUACCUUUCUUGUAAUGACUUUUUAAGUGUCUAUGUAAUUAAAGUAUAUUUUAUUUUUAAUAUUUAAUUUAUAAGUUACAUAUUUUUAUCACGUAUUUGAUUAUAUGUAAUCUACAUAGAAACAUUGAUGUACACUAAAAUAGUGACUUUCAUAUAGGUUGCAGGUACCCACAUUAGCUAGAAAGUGUGACAUUUCACAUUGGCGCGCUGUGAUGCAGAUCGUUGGACAGUGCGACGGGUAGACGUACGGUCAAGUGACUUCCAAAAUUUCUCUGCCAUAAUUCUCUGCAUGUAGCAGCUCUCCUAAUCCUAAAUGCCAAUUGCAUGGUUCGGUACCCUAACUGUGAAAUAAUGGGAAAUAAUGAUAAACAGUGAUGUGUUAUUGAUUUCUGCGACCAAUGAGGAAACACCUUACGAGCAGCUCCUACAUUUACUGUUUAGUUCUAAUAUUGAAAAUCAGACAAUUAAGAAGAAGCAAGCACUAAAAAUCUUGAGACAAAAGUAUUUGUUCUCAUUGAAAACUAAAACAUUGAAAGCAAAAGAUAACUGGCAGUUUAUAAUAGUUAAGUUUUUUUGAAAACCUCAAAUCAAAAUUUAACUGCACAAAGUUAGCUACUUUAUGUUGCUUAUACUAAAGGCGAUGAAUUACAUAUAAAUAAAACAAGAAAAAGCGAAGCAGCAUUUGUUAAUGCCCAUCCAUGAAAAUCAUAUGUUUACUGUAAAUGAAAUCAUUGAACUUGAUAAAACAAAACUUAAACUUUAUUAAUUUGGAAGAAGGAGAAAUCUUACACCAGAAAGCUCAGAAAAAAUUCUGAUCUCCAUCUUAGAAUCGAACUCACGACCCUCCGAAGGUAACGAUAACAGUUAAAAAGUAACUUUCAAUUCAGUUACCUUCUAUGGUAAGAUUUCUUUAAUUAUGUUCUUGAUUGUUAGCAUUAAUCUGAGUAGCAGCUGCUAGUAGUCGGUAAACACUGAAUCAUAUUAAGAACAUUACUGUGGGUAAAAAGACCAUCAAGACUAAACAAGUACAUUGCAGUGCGGACACUCAAACCGGGACACUUGGAAGAAAAUUGUCCAGUCACAACGUUUUCUCAAAAUAAAAGAUUCUCAAGUGUUUUUGCAGACAGACCAAUAAAAUUCAAGUAUUUAACUAUGCAACCGCUGAAAUUUUUAAAACCGUUUGAACUUACCUGAACUCUUAGGAAACAGCCCUCAGAUUGAUGGAUGUUGUUGCACGGCCCGUAUGCAAAAAAACUCGAGAAUCUUGUUUUCAGAAAACGUUGUGAUUGGACAAUCUUCUUCCAAGUGUCCCGGUUUGAGUGACCGCACCGUAAAUUUGAACAAAGCAUACAGAUUUUCACUUUUAUUUGCCCAUAAAGGGAUUAAUGAGUUGUGAAACUGUGCCUCCAUGAUCUGUAGGUUACCGGUUGGUUCUAAUAAAUAAAGACUGACGGAACAUGUAAGCAAAUUAUGCAAAUCAUCUCAUUACCAUCUUAGAAAUAUUAGCAAGAUCAGAAAAUAUCUAGAUGAAAAUUCUACUGAGACGUUAGUCCAUGCAUUUGUUUCAUCAAAGCUGGACUACUGUAAUGCUUGACUUAUUGGACUUCCAAAAUACCAAAUAGACAGACUUCAGUCAGUACUAAAUACUGCGGCUGGCAUUAUAACUUUUACUUGUAAAUAUGAUCAUAUAACUCCCGUUCUAGUUAGACUACACUGGCUCCCUGUUUCCUAUCGUAUAAGGUUUAAAGUGCUACUGUUGACUUCCAAAGCACUUAAUGAUUUAUCUCCUGAAUACAUAUCUGAGCUACUUAAUAAGCCUAAAUAUACCCGCAAUCUUAGAUCUCAGUCUCAACAUCUGCUUAGUGUUCCUAAAUCCAGAACUGUUACCUAUGGCGAUAGAGCAUUUUCUGUCUGCGCUCCUAAGCUAUGGAAUGAACAGCCUUUUCAGUUGCGCAUGUCGUCAAAUAUACAAGCAUUUAAAUCAGGACUGAAGACAAUGCUUUUUAAAACGGCCUAUCUUUAGAUGGGCAUUUGCUUUAUUAUUUUGCAUACUAUUAUGUAUGUUCUUUUGUUUUCUACUUUUUUUGUAGUGUGUAAGUUGUAAUCAGUAAUUAUUUUUAAAUUAUAUAUUAUAUCUAAUUGUAGAAAUUAGAAUGGUAGGAUGAAAUUGUAAAAACUAUUUUAUAGUUAGUAUAAGGUUUAAAAUUGUAAAGCGCUGUGAAUAAUUCGUAUUAAUAGCGCUAUAUAAAUGAAUUAUAUUAUUAUUAUUAUUAUUAGUUUGAAUUAUUUUUAGAUGGUUCUAUUUUGAUUAACUUUUUGAUGCUUUUUAUAAUUUGUUAUUAGUAGUUUUUUAGAUAGUCAUUUUACGACAAUUCUCUUUCGUACAUAAGAAGAAUGUACGUAGGGUAUAUAUUUUAAUAUUCAUAUUCUUGAAUCUGUAAAUAGUCUAUUUUUUUGAAUCUAUGAAUAAAGUUAUUUUAUAUUUAUUAUUAUUAUUAUUAUUAUUAUUAUUAUUAUUAUUAUUAUUAUUAUUAUUACAAGUAAAACAACACAUUUACGAGGGUCAUGUCUGACACAUGAUUUUAAAAUUUUUUAUCCUUUGUAGCUCCCAAGGAAAUAGAAGCACGAGGAGAAAGAGCGCAGCUUGUUUAUCGACGUGCUCUUAGAGAUGGAGCUGUUAGUGUUCAGCGUUCUCGGAUAUUGCUUAUUGGUCAGGAUAGGGCAGGAAAAACAAGCUUGAAAAAAUCUCUCAUUGGUCUGCCAUUCAAUCGUAACGAAAAUAGUACUGAAGGAAUUGAAGUAGAUCCGUCAAUUUUUCAAGUGCAUGCGGACGAAGUUAAGAACUGGCAACCCAUUGAUACGAGUGAACGAGGGUUGCUGGGUUGUUCUAAAGAUGUGGCACAGAUGGUGGUGGAAAAGCUUUGUUUUCAGGAGGAGGGAGAAGAUGCAGAAAUACACAACAGUGACCAGCUUAAAAAUGAAAAUUACAGGAGUGGGACAAAGGCGGAUGAUGCUGAAGGUGAAAAGAGAGACGAUUCAUUUGUGAACCAGGUUUGUUUCCAGUUAUAUCUUGGCUUUUGUAUUGUACUUUAAUCAAGUAUUGCUUAUAGCAGAAAUAGGUGGUCCGCCUACCCUCACGAAACUUGGUUUAAAAUAGCACAUACUGUAUACGUUUAUUGAGAGUCCCUUUACAGGGCUUUUCAGUCACUAUGGGCUAACUAUUUACAGCUAACUAGAUACAAGAAAAAGUAAUUAAAAUAGUCAACUAAUUAUAAGUACUAAAAUGAUGAAAAUCAUUUUUAAAAGAUGUUCGUUAAUCUCUUCCUAAAAAUUCGACAAUCUGCUACUUCCUUCAUGUCUUUGGGUAGUUUGUUCCAACAGGUAGCCCCUCUAAAGGCGAAAGAUCGCUGCCAGGUUUUAAUCUGCAUCUCGGUAGAUUGAGGUCUUUUUUGUAUCGUGUAUUUCUAUCGUGAUGAGCUUGUUGUCUACGAGUAAAUGUUUGACUAAGGUACCCUGGUGCUCGACCAUUUAGGCACUUAUGGACCAUAACACAAUCAUUUAAAAGUAGUUUAUCAGUAAUAGGAAGCUAUCUAAGUGACUUCAAUUCCUCAGAAAUGUGAUUAUACUUCCGGAGACCAAGAGCUAUCCUGCCGGCAAAGUUCUGAACUAAUUGCAUUUUUUUUUACAUUUGGUUUAGAGGUGUUGCUCCAUACGGUGGAACAAUAAAACAAUUUACUGAAAACAAAAGUAUUAAUUAGUAAAAGUAGCGUCUUUCUAUCGAGAAGGUGCCUGAGUGCCUGAUUCUAUUGAUCCUAAUUAAUCUAUCCAUGCAAUGUGAAACUGCUUUGGUCACAUGUUCAUUAUAACUUAGAGAGGAGUCAAUAAUUGCACCCAGAUCCUUGGCCACAGGUACAGGUUUAAUUUCUUUGCCCAGUAAUUUAACCACCGGAAAAAAUGGUAGGUUUCUCGUUAUCUGCGGAACUCCGAUAACCAGGAGCUUAGUCUUAUCAGGGUUGAUGACUAGGGAAUUUGUACGACACCGUCUUACAAUAGCAAGCACUCAAUUAAGCACCACCCGCGUAAGUUUAAGCCGUGGUCGGGCGGGGUUCGAAACUGGAUGGGUAACAUUAUAGACAUUAUAUUGUCUGCCGGAUGAAAAAGAAGAUAGAAAUCAAACAAUUACCGCGGGUUCGCUUUCUUUGAUCCAUCGGUGGGAAAAGUGCCAAGUUGAUAUUGGGUGGUCCUCGGUGUAACAUGAGUUCCAAGGAAGUUCCAAGGUCGAUUUUUGAGAAGAAAGCAAGGUUCCGACUGUAAAAAGCCGAACUGAAAGGCACUUCCUACUCGCAUACUUAGCGGACAGAAGCAAAUUCGUCUGCUAAGUGAGACGCACUUAAAAAUAUUCAUUAAAUGUCUCGAUUUUCGCUCUUCUUGUGUAGCUGAUAGUCUAAAUUUCUUCAAUUUUCUUUGUAAAAAAACUUCUGCCGUCGAAAUUCAUCGCUUGCAAUUGAUGAUCGCUGUUAUUGCAGACCGCCACCAAGAGAUACUAGGCAUAUACUGUAAAUGACCUUUUAAGCGUCCGGGGCGUCUAUUUAAUUUUAGGAGUCCAAGCGGGGGCGUUUAAUAGAUAGGCUUCAUGUGUUUAAAAGAGAGAGGCGUUUAUUCUCAUAGCUGUGACAAGCUCAACAAAAGUUAUGUACUUUCGGCAAAAAUAUCAAGAGAGUUUAAAAAUAGCCAAAUAAGCUGUCUAGAGAUCAAAUCCCAACAUCGAUGUCAGAAUCCCCGCUCAGGGUUAUUGUGUUAUGCCUUCGUUAGUCUGUCCUUACUUUGAACUUGACAUUGAACAAGAUGAAAUACACAAAGCCUUGUUUAUUAUAAAAGCAAGAAUCUGAAUGGAUUGAAUGAUUUUGAUCCCUUUUUCUUAAUCGUAGUAUUUUGUAGUAAUUCUCAUAGGGGGCGUCUAAAUCAAUGUUAUCAGCGUAGAGGGGGGCGUUUAUUAUAUAAGAGACGUUUACUUUGAAGUGGGUAUCUAUGAGGUCAUUUACGGUAGCCAACUUAACAAUUAACAUUCUGCCGCGCUGUGCGAUCCACGCGCGAUGCGAAUGUAGACAAUUUUUUAACCUUCGCUGCGCGAGGAAUGAGUAAUGAUAUUCUCAACAAUAAAAUUUUAUUGUUACUCAAUGUCAACGUUUAGAAUUCCGUUAUUUGCAACAUUCAUUUUAAGGCCCCGUUAACACAAAUCGGAAUAUAUUUGAAACCGCAUAUUCAUUAUUAUCAUAGUUUUUUUACGUUAAUGGGGUUUCCGUUCACAUGAAACCAAUGAAUCCGCUGACCGCGAAACCGCAUCUUUUUGAAACUGCUCUCCCCAAUGUUUGUUUGCAGUGCAUCAUGGGAAUAGCUGAGUUUAUACCUUUACCGAGGUAGCUUGCGUGGUAGGCGUUAAUAGGGGAAGGGAAAGGGGAAUUUGGAGGUUUCUAUCGAACAAACAAUGAAGCAAGACAUUUUUUAUAUUUUGUAUGCAAAAUGUUUGUCCACACCAAGCAACAAACAGGCAUGUGCCGGUUUGAAUCUGUUUGGUUGAUGCCCAUCUCCCCAAUGAUAAUGGCUUGAUGUUUGAGUUGAUCCAUCUGUUUUUUUGGAAUAAUAAUGCAGUAAACACCCGCAUUUAAAAACAAAUGGAUUGAGAACAUCGGGGUGAAAUUUGGUUCAUAAAGCACCAUGUAAGUAAGAACCAGUCAUCCUGAUAAAUAAAACAUGUGUUUAUAUUAUAAGGGAGAGGAUGUCAGAGUAAAAAAGCAAUGUAACCGUAUGGUCGCUGCUAGUCAAUUACAAAACUGUAACAAAUUUCUUGGCUGAAGAGUCAAUGGUGGCCCCGGUUGAGUUAAUAGCAUGACUGUCAGAAAUAUUUAAAAAAUGUUGAAACUGUUACAUUUCUACUCGUAAAUGUUAACUAGUUUACUACCUGACAGAUUUUUGUUUUAUUUAUUGAUCUACUGAUUUGUUUACUUACUUACUUAUUUAUUGGUAAUAAAAAUUAAAAUAUGCUAACUAAACCUCUAGUAACAUGUUAAGUGUAGUAUUUCUGAAACACUGUUUAAGAACAUAUUAAGAACAUUAUCAGACUGAUUUCUCACUAAGCACCUGAUAAAUAAGUUAAUAUAUAGAUUUAGCCAGGGCUAAAAGCGAAGCUCCCGUUAAUAAAUUCAUAAUUUAAAUCAAACAAUAAACUUGUAAUCCGCAGAUCAGGGCACAUUCAUUUGACGUUUGAGGCAAAGGCUAAGUGAUUUUAGAGAAAAAUUAUUUGACAGUCCAAGAGUGAAACAGCUUUUACAUCGAGUUAUUAAAUAAUCUUAUUUGUACACCCAAAAAUAGCAAUCAUGUUUGAUCACAGUAGAUUAGGCCUGGAAAACAAAUAGACCUACCUAUUCGUGUAUUGUAUUUGCAUUAGCUGUUGAAUCAUAAUGUGGCAUUCACCACUCUCGCCAACAUUGCUCCGUUUGAGAGACUAUGGAUAAUUGGACAACCCCGAAAUAUAAUUUUAAGAAACACAGGCGCCACGAUAGUCCUUGGUGGCAGCCAAUUUACACGUUGCAUUCCUCUGUCUAAAAGAGAGGCCAAAAUAAAAAAUCAGACCGGAUUUUUUGUGUUCGACAAGUUUAGUUUACUAGUAAAUCUUGGCGACGAAUCUGGUGGAGUGCAAACCAGCCUUUUAAACAUACUUUUUCUCAUCACGUCUCAGGUAAACAGUACUAUGAGGCCCUUGUUUUUAUCAUACAGACCUCGGACAGAAUUUGUUCUUUUUUGCCGUAUUUAAACCUAUAAUUCUGCAGUUUUUCACAAUUUUGCAAGAGAAUUUGCACUCAUUCAAUAUUUACGACGAUCAAAGCACGCGCUUCCUUUGCACAACAAAUUAUAGCAUUGAAUUAUAAAACGUUUUCAUGAAGAGAAUUCUCUAAUUCCAGGACUUUCAGUUAGAAAAAUCUGGUCCUAUGUGAUAUGCAGGGUAAAAUGGGCUUUUAAUGAAAACGAUAAAAAAAUUCCCAAAAUCACUUUUCGGCCAGCCAGACGUGGCUCACUUUUGACAGGCACUAAAUUUACAGUGCGAUUAAUAGAGUUACCAUUUACGCUUCAACAUGAUAGAUAAAUUGUAUGUUUAGAUUUUAUUUCCCUUUAUUUAUUAAACUACGGACGGUUUUGUUAUGUGUAAUCUUUAAAAGCGAGUGAUAUUUACGCGCGGCGUUUUGAGUAUUCCUGCAUGAGAUGUUUAUGUUCGACUGGAUACAACCGGUGCAGCGAUAAAAAUUGCGAGAGGGACUACUAACAAUCAAUAAAAUAAAUAUAAUUCGGUGAAACAUGUACAGAGACAAUAAUUUUCAUUCACGAAGAGAAGUAUUGAGAGUAAAGUGUCUUUGAAAAUCAUGAGUCAGGUAAGCAUAAGCUUAUUUAUGUUUUAAGCCGGCUUCCCGGUGUUUGCUCUUUUUCAAGAUGAACUCGAGGCAAGAAAAUCGCUCAGGGCUUUCUUUUUACAGUCAAAAUCAUAAGUAAAUAAUCUUCGGAACAUUUUCUUUGAAUUUGAGGUCAAAAAAGGUCUAAGGGCUUUUUAAACCUGAUACUAUUGUAGGUUAGAUCAUUGCUCGUAUAUAAACUUAAGCCGCAUAAACCAUACGCUCGACUUCAGGAAACCGAAAAAAAAACACAUCAAAGACAACAAUUUCUCAGGCUUACCAGUCGAGAUGCUGCUUCUGAAGGUCAUCAAGUGUUCCAGAAUUUUCAACCCUCUUACGCCUCAAGCAAGGGCAAGUGAGUAGGCUCAUUUUUGAAAACGAUGCCAUCCGAAAUCGGAUUUCCAAUGACUUUGAAAAGCGGUGCAUUUGUCAACAAAGAGCGCAAUAAACAAACCAGCCAUGAAUUAACAAUCUUGAUAGCAGCUGUAUUUCAUUUUGUAAACCAAGUAGAAACAGCCAGUUUAAAACAUCACAAGAUGACACAAAACUCUGUAAGCUCCAGCUAUCAGUAAGCAAGUUUCCAGACGCUGCAUAAAUUUUCCGCAUGAACUCACCUGUCAAAUUUUGACCAAUCAGAACAUAAAAAUUGAACGUAGAGCGUGAUCAACGCGUGACAGUGAGAAAAGUCAAAAGUGAUUGCCUUCCCCGCAUGUAAAUGUAAAAGCCGGUUGAAUUUUCGCGUCCGAGGUCAGUUCGAAAUCAACAUUUUAAAAGUGCGGCUCAUGAACUCGACUUUUUUCAUAUGCCUUUAAAAAAAUUGAACUUGAGCCUGCGAUAAUUGAAAAGUAGCAACCUGUCAGCGGAUACGUUAAAAAACACUCGAACUCAGUGGGUCGAUACCUGAGCCCGCGAUAGGGUCAGGCGAUACUGGUCAGCAGAAACACUAUUUUGACUGCUGUCAAUUAAUCAAAACAUGGAUGUACAAUAUCAGGUUGCAGGCUCCCAAACUAGCUAGAAAGUGUGAGAUUAAACAUUGGUAUACCUGUGGUGCAGACGGACGGAAGGUCGGGUGGUCGGUGUACGGUCACGUGAUUGCCGAAUUUUCUAAGAUGGAUCGAUUUUCUAAGCUAUGGGACUUCCAACUGAGCCCGUGAUCAAAUAAAAUAUCAGCGCAAAACUUUAAACACUACGUGACCUCAAUGGAUAGGCUAAUGAGCCCGCGAUACACUCAGAUGAUGAUGGUCAGCGUAUACUCUAGUUUGACAGCUGUCAAUUAACUUUCAUUACAAUGGCGAAUAUUCGAAUUAACAGACUACGAGUGUGAGUAAGACAUCUCCGUCCGGCAUAUAGUGGAAAAUGCCAGAUCGUGUACCUGAGCGAACCUGAGCCCACGUUAUUAGUUUCUAAUAGUGGUCUGCACAUGUCCCAUUUUGACAGCUGUCAAUUGACCUUAAUUUGGCUUGCCAAUAUAUCUUUAAACGACUGUCAGCCAACUGACAGCCUUGCCCGGCGUAGUUUUGUUUUUAUGUUGAAUUGGUAAGUGUGACAUAUUAUAUCCGCUUAUAUGUAGGGGCAAAACGACUGGUCUUUCAUCUGAGCCCGCGAGAUAGUCAUGUGAUAAUUGUCAGCGGAUGCCUAAUUUUGACAGCUGUCAAUCUAAUCGUACUCAUACGAAUGGCUUACAUAACUAAGAGGCGAGUCAAGUUGUGCAAGAUCCUUUGUAACAUUUGACAUCGGCUUACAUGAAGCGUGUGUACGGGUGGGCGGGCGGGCGGGCGGGCGCUAUGUCAUAACCAAAUUUUCUCACAUGGAUAGUUUACCAAAUUUUCUUACCCAUGGUGCUCCGCUCUGCUCGCGCUUCGCGCGCGCGAGAAGCUCCGCUAAAAAUCCUUUUCCUGUUAUAGGUCCCCGAUCCAAAAAAGGAAGGUGUCAGUGAAGUGAUGUCAUCAGAACCUGAACAUGAGUUAAUGAUUGAUACUACUUCACCUCCAGACGAGAUCACAAAGCACGCUGUAGAGUGGAUAAAGUAUGUUCAUGGUAAAAAACGAGUCACUGAAAAAUCUGUUGGUAGUAUUGAACUGUGGGAUUUUGCUGGACAACAGCUGUACUAUGCAUCUCAUCCUGUAUUUUUAACAUCACGUGCAAUAUAUAUCUUGGUGUGCAACCUCAGCAAAUCAUUGCAUGACACUGCCCAACCCUGUGUGAGACAAGGAGAUCAUAAUUUCACUUUGGAGAACCCAAAUGGGGAAACAAAUUUGGAGAAUCUGCUAUCUUGGUUGUCCACAGUGCAUAGCAUCACACAGAUGAGAAGACAAACUCGUGACGAUGCCGAAGAAAAGCUGCCUCAUGUGCGUCCCCCUGUGAUCAUUGUAGGUACCCAUGCUGACAAACCGUUUGAAGACAUUGCAACAAUGAAGAGAAAAAUACAGAAGGCAAUUGCUGGUAAGAAAUAUGAAGGACAUGUGAUGCGGCCUAUCUUCUCCAUUGACAACACUGCAAAAUUAAUUCAAAGAAGGUUGGAAAAGGUUUUUAGAAAAGAUAAAAACAUUGAUGACAUCGAAGAGCUAAAAGACAAAAUCAUGGAAGUGUUGAGACAGGAGCCAUACAUGAAGGAAACGAUACCUGCGAGGUAAAUAAAGUGAAUAAUAGAACACAGAUGUCUUUUGACGAGAAUUUCCAUGUUAAUUAAGGGUUGAGGUUUGGCAGCAUUAAAACUAAUAGUGGGUAUACAAAUGCAGAUAUACACUGUGGGCCUUUGGUCCAGUCCUCAUAGCAUUUUGCUUGCAGGUCUGAUAAAUUUUAAGUUUUACCAGUAAAUAGUUGGCAACGUAGGGAUGCAAAAUCCCCGUAUAUAAGAUACCUAGAGGCUGCCGGCACAUCGUAAGUCCUUCACGUAGAUCGAAGGGCAGUCUAAAGACAUUGUCAGUCGUACAAAAGUAUAAACACGUGAAACAAGCGAAAGAUUACGUACGUCACUCAAAAACGUCUUUCCUUAAGCUUUCUAAUAUGUGAUGUAGGCCUCCUCCUUACCCAAGAACAAAGGCAAAUUAAUGUAAAACAUGGAUAACUAUGGUCCAUAGAGUCACUCUAUAUCAAAACGUUGCUUUGCCUUGAAGGAAAUCGACAAAGGAAGGGUUCGAUGGGAUGCGGCUCUCCAGAACAUUUAAUAGGGCCUACUUAAUAUAGUUGUUAUUCGCGCUCGUGAAAAUUGUUAUUCUGAAAUACCGUAAAAAGUGAUCAGGGUGAUAGGCAACCUUGGGCGCUCAAUAUUUUCGGGGGGUCGCUUCUACAUGGCGGAGACGAAGGCGUGAUGUAAAAAUCUGGUGAGACAACAUUUAAGGUCAUUUUAUUUCCAAACGAAAGGACGGAAAGUCGCUAAAAACAAAUAAAAAUCGUCAAGUUUCUCCUCGCUGUUAUAUGGGUGGGUUCUUCUUUUGUAAACCGUGGUGUCAUUGUUUAUUCGCGGUUCCCUUUUGAUCCCUUUAAACUGUUUUUAAUGAUGUAAUAGAAACAAACAACCUCUUUUUCACCUCCUUGAGCCCAUAAACCCUCAGGCUCACGGCUGUUUUGACCAUUUAUACAGAUUGUAUGUAAUCUUCAUUUAAUUUUAUAGCAAUAGUUAGUGCACGAUCUCUGUUGAGCUACAGGCACAUGUCCCACUCUAUUAGCAUCUCCUUUGCCACCGUCUGUCUUUUUUUCAUAUAAAUCACAAUUGCUUGCGGUGAAAAAUCGUUGAAAGGUUAGAAAUUGUAGCGGCAGACUUUAUUCAUUCUUGCAUUUGACUGUAAGUAAUGACCUUCGUUGACACUUGAUAAAAGCGUUCUUUAUUUUUCGCGGGGGGGGACGUAGGGGGGUGCUUGCUAUUUAGGAGAUUCCUUAGCUUUAAUUAUUAUUUUUAACGGUACUUUCGGGACUUAUAAGUGACCACAUUUUGUGACGUCACUUUCGGGUCCGUUACUCUCGGAAUUUUACGGUAGGUGGCCACAAUAAAUUACUUGAGCCGUAAUACGUAAAUGGUGGCUACUUAACACAGGACUGGUAGAAUUUAGUUAGCUUCUGUGGUUAUGUUUACCUUCCUGAUUGAGAUUGCGUGCAAACGUCUGCCCAAGAAUCGUUUCAAGUACACUGCCCGACGACACGAAAACUUGCAUUCAUCCUUUUAUAUAGGUGGUUGAACUUUGAGAAGGUCCUCAAUGCUUUGCUGUCCAAGAAAGUUUACCAUUUGAACUUGAGGGAACUUCAGACCUCUGUAAGGGACAACUGCUUUAUUAAAGACGAGGAAGAGUUCAUUACCAUGGUGCAUUUCUACCAUGACCUGGGGAUAAUUAUCAAGCAUUGCAGCACAGUCAUUGUGAGCGCUGAGUGGUUAAUAGACCUAUUCAAGCAGCUGAUAAUUAUUCCACCAUUUAAUGAAACGGUAAGGUCCGAAAAAAGUUCGGUAAGUGUUUUCAAACUAUUAUUGCAGCACAUUUCUAUUCUAGCUCUUUUUAUUUAUUUAUUUAUUUGUUUAUUUAUUUGCCACACAAUAGUAAAAAUAUAGCAACAAAAAUGUAAGAUAAGUAGCGAAAGAGACGUGGCAAGGAGACCUAAGAGAAGCUAUAAAAAGCUUUUUAUGCGAGAUUAGGCCUCCUCGAAUUACGGGCUUUAGUUGCUUACAUCAAUUCAAGAAAAAGAUGGCAUAAAGUCUAAAGUCCAAAAAGUAAUGUAACCUUUACAAUGUUCUGAAAGGAAGAAAGGGAUCAAGAGUUGAUAACUUCGUUGUGAAGUCAACUAAAAAAACUUGGGAUUUUGAAAAAAGGAAAUUUCUUAAUGUUUAGUGUUCGACAGUAGGGUAGACGGUAUGUCAAGGAAUUUCUAGUAUUGUUAAAAGACUGGUAUUGGUAUUGUUUUAGGAAAAAUUGUUAUCUGACAUGAAUAUAGUGGUACCGAUGGCCAUUUAAUUCAAUUUAUUAUAUAGACACGAGUGUUUUACUGGAAAAUAUACCACUCGUAAAAUUCAUAAAAACUACAUCCGGGACCCGAGUGGUUUAUUUUCCACAAUCCCACACGUGAGUUUAUCGAUGACGUAAUUUCGGUAAUUUCCCUCCAAAAUUUGUAGGUGUCUUGCGUCCUUUGAAUUUUAAGUACACAUUUUUCAAAGUUUUCUCAUAUUUUGUCAUUGUAGAGCCCUAUUCAGUUCAGUGUUAUUUCUCAAGAUUAUUUGUUAUUUCUCAAGGCAAUGUCUUAUAUUGCUGUACUAUAAAUUUGAGCCGUCACAAUUACUUUUUGGCGAAUAAAAAUCUAUUAUUUUAUCAAUGUCUUUUUGUUUAUAUAAUAAAAAGAACAUUACACGGCGGCUUGAAGAUAUGAAUUUUAUUUUCUCGUGGCAAAAACAACAUUUUACUCAUUCGCUGCGCUCGUUCGUAAAAUAUUGUUUUGCCACUCGAAAAUAAAAUUCAUAUCUUCGCGCCACCGUGUAAUAUCCUCUAUAUAUUGCAUUCAGCUUGCAAAAGAACUUCUUAUUCAGUCCAGUGCUAAACCACGAUUACCGCAUGAUGUUCGAGUUAAUAAAAAAUAAUGGCAUAACCACCUGCUUUUGAGAGGUCAAGAAAAAUACAGACGUCACCUGAAAAAACCUUUUAAUCACUCUACAUUUUAUUUCUCAGGAACCCAAGGUUUCCAACCUCUGGCAGGAAGUUAAAGAAAGUGGAGUCCUCAGCAUGGAACUGCUUCAUCAUGUAUUUUCUAAGUUUCUUCUGAAGGGCGCUGCAAAGGAUGACAUUCUGGAUCUGUUGGAACAAUUUGGUUUGAUUGCAAAGUUUUCACCUUCUAAAACUGAUGAAAAGUAUUUUGUGCCAUGCCAGCUCAGAAUGCCACCUGAUUCCAUUUGUGCCAUGGUACCCUCAAGCUCAGACCCUUGUCCUCUUUAUGUUUACUUUGUUACUGGUUCUGUCCCCCAUGGCCUGUUCACACGGCUUGUUUCUCGACUGGUCAGGUGGUGUUCUGAGGCUGGUCCAGCUCAGCCCCCUACUCUAUAUCAAAAUGGAGCAUGGUUCGUCAUUGGGAGGAAAAUUAUCUAUGAUUUAGUUCUUAUUUGUAAGAAGCAGUUCAUAAAGUUUUUUGUCAAGCAAAAAAAACAGUGUCAGAAGAUUUCAGUGAAGGACACAAGUGGGGUAGCGGUGCAGGUGCGCGAGUUUGUGGAGGCAACUUUACAAACCUUGUCACAUGAUCUUCUGUAUUUGCGUGGAGUGCAGUACGAGAUUCGGGUGGCCUGCCCAUACUGUCAGCUGGAAAAGUGCUCAGGCCAUAAUCAGAUGGAUUGUACUCAUGACGACUGUCUUCACCUCCUGGAGUUAAAACAAGGUGACCCACUGAUUUGCAAAAAGAAACCUUCAGAGGAGUUACUUACGGUUAGAGGACAGGGAAAAUGGUUCUCACAGGUGCCAAGUGAGGUAGGUGGUAAUAAAAUUCAGUCUCUAGUAAAUAAUGCUGUUAGGUUAGCGUUUCAUUUUUAUAAACUAAAAGAGGAUCAUACUAUAGGGGACGUUAGAUACCGUCAAGUAUUAUGUUAUUAGAUGUGUAGUCGUCUAUCUAUUCUUUUAAGCUCCAACAAAAUCUUUUCAUGCAAGUUAUUACAUCCCAGGAUAAUGCAUAGUGUAUACCUCUUAUGUGGCCUAGCACAUGAAGGAGAGGAAAUGACUAGAAGAAAUAAAGUAAAAUUAAGCGAAUUUAGAAGGUCAAGUGGUACCAUGUAAUAACUCAAAUGCUGAUACUUGAAGCUCUUAACAUUUGGCUCUGACGAACAAUAAUCAUAAUUAUUAAUGAUCCUCUCUCCUUGUGGGGCUAUUCAGGGGUAAUGAAACAAAUAAUUUAAAGGAAACAUAACAUGGUUAAAAAUCCCAACUGGUUGGAGGCAAACCAGUUGUCUAUUUACAAGCAUGACCGAGGAUUUGAACUCGGGACUGCCAAGAACAAAUCCAGCAAGCGGUCAGGGCGAGACUUAAACUUGAGGCCUACGAAUUACAUUCAACUCUCUUUAUAGCGGACACUGUAGGGGCCUCGAAUUCAUGUCUUCAUUAGCGAGAGUCCAUAAUGGCGGGAGUUUAUUUCAGUCAAACGUCUGUAAUUUUUUUCUUGCUGGGGAUUAAGCUACUGUCCGUUUUAUCAGGGUGUCAGUUAUAGCGGGGUGUCCGCAAGGCGAGAGUUGACUGUGCAAGUCCAGCACCCUAACCAAUUGAUCACGCCGCCUCCUUAAGAAUGGUUAGUUUUCAAACGUCAGCCUUUGAAUCUCGCCACAGAUGGAAUUCGCCUCAUUGACUUUGUUCUUCAAAGAAUUUGUGUAUCGUACAUUGCCUGUAGUACUCUUGAUCUUGUGCCUGCAUUGCUUUGCUGUCGAAAGUUCGCAUCAUCAUUGUAAUAUGGAGCAAAAAGCUUUCACAUUUCACAUGACUUAUGUAACGUUCUUUUUGAAUACACAAUAAUGGGCCUGCUGGCGUUGGAGUUGGUAUUUAUGACUUCGUUUAAUCCUAGGCCACGUUUCCUUCUUAACAUGCUUUUUCUUAGCUGUUUUUGGCAUCUUGAAUUUGUUGAUAUCAUGUUGUGCAAACUUUAAAUCAAAAUUGUUAUUCUAAAAUGUGCGUUUUGUUUCCUGUACAGGAUACUGCACAAUGUCACCCAGGGCGUUCAAUCUUGAAAGUUGCUCUUCUGGCCAAUGAAUGGGGGUCAUCUAAGGGUGGCUUGUCAACAAUAAACAGAAAACUUGCCAUACAUUUGGCAAAACGCGCAAACGUCGAGGUCACUAUUCUUGUACCUGAAUUCGAGUGUGGCGAAGAAGACAAGAGAACUGCCAGAAGUCACAACAUUGCCAUUAAGGAAGUACAGCGUCGCCCUGCUUUCAGUGAUCCUCUUGACUGGUUGAGCUUUCCACCAAAAGACCUUGACAUUCAAGUUGUGAUUGGUCAUGGUGCAAAGGUCGGUAGACAAGCACAAAUCAUCAGAGAAUCUCAUUCCUGCAAGUGGAUGCAAGUUGUGCACACUGAACCUGAAGAGCUGGCAAUGCAUAAAAACUAUGCUAACGCCAUUGCCAAAGGGGAAGGAAAGAACAGAGCUGAAGUUGAAUUAUGCCAAAUUGCAGAUCUCGUUGUGGCAGUUGGACCCAAGCUGAAGGAAGCUUUCGCAUCCAAACUUUGUUCAUGUCAUCGAGAUGUCUUUCAGUUGAUACCAGGUUCCUUUGUAGAGUUUUCAGAGACUCGACAUGCCAAACAAGAUAGAGCGAAUUUCAAAGUGUUAACCUUUGGUCGCGGUGAUUUCGAAGACUUCAGUCUGAAAGGAUAUGACAUUGCUGCUAAAGCCAUUAUUGAGCUGCAGGAUAGUUCUUACCGUCUGCUGUUUGUUGGUGCUCCUGCUGGAAAGCAGGAUGAAGUCGCCGAAAUCUUACUGCAAACUGGCAUUUCAAGGAACCAGCUGAUUGUCAGAUCAUUUGUACAAAACAAGGAAAGAUUAAAAGAGUUGUUUUGCGAAGUCGAUGUGGCCAUCAUGCCUUCAAGAACUGAAGGAUUUGGGUUGACAGCACUAGAAGCGAUGUCAGCUGGUCUUCCCAUUCUGGUUAGUGGAAACUCCGGAUUUGGAGAAACACUGCGUGGUCUUACUGAGGGCAAGUCAGUUGUGAUCGAUUCUGAUGACCCCAAGGAAUGGGCAAAGGCAAUUGAUGCUAUCCGUCAAAAACCUAGGAUACAACGGCUGGAAGAAACCCGAAGAUUGCGAGAAGUUUAUGAAGAGAUGUUCAGUUGGAAAAGACAGUGCCAGCUGCUUGUUGAAAAGAUGUGGAAGAUGGUUUACGGUGAGUAAUCAAACUUACUUUUAAUUGACUAAUAAAUUGUAAUUAAACGGACGCGAGCCCAGAAAAUUUGUUAUGAUUCGAAGAAAUUACACAACAGUUUUUAGCUUCCAAGACAUGCGUGGCCAAUCUUAUGCCAUCUUUAGUUGUAGAAGCUCUUUACAAUUUGAAUAUAAUAUUUGUAGAAGUGAGUUACAAUUUGAAUAUGCUAAUUACCAGGAUUUCAAUGAAAGUUAAAUGGGACAGAAGAACAAUGAGGAGAGAAAAAGAAACAGCAUAAAUAGCAGCUAAGCUACAUGGAAAGUGACAGGUUUAUGUUUCACCUGUUGAUUUAGAAUAGGUUUCUCCCACUUUAUAUACAUCGCCUCCUUAAUCUUUAACUGGAAUCCAGAGGCGGCGGUAUCAAGGAUAGUGAAACAUUCCGUGGAACAGGACUCUCAGCAAGCUUGAGAUGAAGCAAUGUGUUUGUAGACGUGAGACGCCUUGUCCGAUACAAGGUGCUCACGGACGCGAGUGGAGAAGUGGCAAGUAGUUUUGCCAAUGUAACUGGCAUUACAAUCAGCACAAAGAAACUUAUAAAUUACCCGCGAUCGGAGGCCUUGAGUCAUAAAAUCACGUUGAAAAAAUGCCCAACUUUAAAAGUGGAAAAAGCUAACUUGAUGUUAGCCCACCACUACUUAUUAAGAAACUGGAAUCAUACAAACUUCUACGCUCGUAUUUCUCUCACAGACAAAACAGGGUGAAGCUGGGUUCUGUGACCAGUUAGUGGAAAAAUACAAUAAGAGGUUGUCCUCAGGGGUCUUCGUUUGGUCCCCUUUUGUGGAACUCAUUUCGAAAUGAUCUUGCUUAUAUAACUGAGGAGGAAAUUUCUAUUUAUGCAGACGAUCAUCAAAUCUUUGCCUCGGGCUCAUCUACUAGUAUCGUUGAGGGCAUGAGUGAAGGUAGUAAGAUCACUAGAUGGUACAAGGAAAACCUGUACAAGUGAAUGUUCAGAAAUAUCAAUCCAUGGUACUGGUUGCUGAAUCUGAGGCAAAUAAUAUAAACCUGGAUAUAAAUGGGGUUAACAUAGAACAAUUGAAAUCUAUCAAAUUGUUUGGUGUAUUCCUGGACUCUGAACUUAAUUUUAAUGAGCACAUUAGCUCUGUUUGCAGAAAAGCUAGCCAACAGAUAGGAGUUUUAAGACGUCUAAGGAAAAUUAUACCCACUCAUUCUAAAUUACAACUUUACAAAGCUGUCAUAUUGCCUCACUUGACUUACUGCAGUACCAUUGGGCAUUUCUGCAGAGCCUCAGACAAACGUAAAGUUGACAGAUUACAGGAGAGAGCCCCUAGAGUGGUUUUCAACAAUGAGCCAGUCUCCUACGACGAACUGCUGAGGCUGGCUGAACUCCCCUCACGUUUCAACAGAAGGCUUCAGGAAAUUGCGAUUCUCAAUUACGUGCUGAGGAUAGUCUGCGCAGUUUUAAGACUAAAAUUAGGAGAACAGACCUGACUGCCAGCUUAUUCGAGGAUGGCUGAAGAAACCGCAUGCUUUGUAAUAAUUAACUUUGAGACCCUAUGUUACAAAGCAAAAUUUUUAUCCUGUUAUCAUGUACAUACAUCUUUUUACGUGUAAAUAGGUUUAGAUAUUUAGCCUCCCUAGUUUUUACCCUUUGCAUUUCUAUCUGAACACUAUUUUAAGACUAUUUUAAUAUUUGAUUUUUAUUUUUGUGUCACCAAUUAGUGCUAUGCGCUAGAGAUUCCUGACACGUUAAUAAAGUACACUACUACUACUACUACAUGUCGAGAGCUGUGCAAUGAUAAUUCACUAAAUGACUCAAUUUGGUUUGUUUAACUGCGGAGAAACGGCCUAUGUAAGGGAUUUUAUAAUAGCGCGUAGCAGCCUUAGGCUUAGGGUCAAGUGGCUCAAGCAGCAGAAGAAGAAAUAUCUCAAUCCACCUUAGGCAACCAAUAGCAAGACAAAGUCACCACCCACCUUGCAGUCCUUAUGGGUUAGGCAAUUUACAGUUACACUUUUUUUAAGUGGACAUUAUCGAAGUGAACUGGUCUAAGAUACAAAUACUUAUUAUUCUCUGGAUUUUGACUACAAAGAGUACAUUUUACAUCUAUUCAUUACUCGAGAAAACGCAUUUGUUGCCAAAAUAGUUGGUAGUCGACGUCAAGACUUUUUGAUGCCUCGUCUAGGCAGCGCCGUGAACAUUGGUAUGCUGUUUGCAGCACACACUUGGUAGAAUUGUGUUCGUACUAGUGAAGUUAACUUCCUUUAAAUAUCCGUUGGUUGAACAAGCAAACCGUGUUCGUUUUUUGUCCGUUGUUACCGGCUUGACUUUAGAGACACUGUUAGGGCUUUCCCUAGGCACAGAGGAUACAGCCCAUAAUAUUGAGGUGUCCGUAAAGUGGGUUUCGACCGUAAUUCGUUUCCUGUUUUGAACAGUACACUUGUUACUCCAGUGUCAAGUUUAUUUUUAUACAGGAGUGACUUCAUUCCUACUGUCUAUUUUUGUAGAACAGUGACUUCAUUUUUACCCUAAUUUUUGUGACUACUGCGCAUGCGCCAGUGGUCAGUAUUGCCAUCGAGUCAGUUUUCCGAAAGUAAGUAACAGUAGAGUAUACUUCGGAGCCAAUCAGCAUAGAAAGAUAACCAUUUUUACUUUACACCAAAGCAAUUGAACUGAAAUGAUCCUUCAUGAUAUUGUUGUUGGAUCAGAGAGGUGAUAAGGUGGCUUGAAACCUGAAUGGCACCCUCUGGUAUUUGUAAGCACCACACCUCUUCACAGGGAAUAAUUUUGUACUUUUGCUAUUUACAGGUGACUUGACAUUCCAUGCACUUCAGCAAAUCCAGCUAGAUGCACGCAGAGGGAACAGCCAAACUGAACUGUCACUGAAUUUAAAGACGACUGCUCAAGAGAAAGGCUUUGUGAUUUCUGACAAUCAAGGAAACGGCAACUGCAUGUUUUUCGCACUUUCAGAGCAGCUUGAUGUCAUAAAAGGAAUGAGGAUGGCUCAUGAAGAGAUACGAAAAACUGUGGUCCAUUAUCUUAUGGACCACUCUACGCUGGUAAGUUAAAUAACAGCAAUAACUAAAUUAUAGUUCAUUGCCUAUGAAGGGAAAAGCUUUGUUCAAACAGUCAUAACGUUCUAGGGACAUUUGUUUUGACGACGUUAUGAGCCAAUGUUGUGACUAUUUUAACUCCCUCUAGCCCUUCACAGCACUGAUAUGAGAUACGGCGAUCAAAAUAAAGAGUUUAAAUUUUGUCAUAGUAUCGUCAGAACACUUGUUUUGUUCUUCAGGUGUCUAUACUUUUUGAGCAGCUCUGACAGACAAAGCAAACAAACGAUUACUUUGACACAUUUUAUCCGGCGUGGUUAACAAUUGCAUGUUGCUGUUACAAAGGCGACUUUACAGUGUGCGUUGUAAUUCUUUACCCACUAAAGCACCGCAUCAGAAAGCAAGAGUUUAAUAUUAAUUUCAAAAAAAAGCACAGCCCCCCUCUUUUUAGUAACUGCAGUUUUAUUAUUUGUCUUGCAGCCAGAUGGGACAGAACUUUUCCAAUUUGUUGAUGGAUAUUCAUCUUGGGGUGCUUACCUCACAAGCAUGAUGGCAGAUGGUACCUGGGGUGAUCACGUGAUUCUCCAUGGUGCGGCAAAGUGCUUUCAAACAUGUAUUCACGUGAUCAGUAGUCUGCCGCAUCACAAUGACGUAAUGAUUUGCCCAGAGUAUGAUGAUGACAGCCGGCUUGUGCUGGGUCACGUGCAUGAGCUUCACUAUGUUAGCCUUCUUCCAAUUUAAAGAAUCUUGACGCUUACACGCUGUUAACGUAAGAAUGAUACUUCAGAUAUCUCUUUUUUAUGAGGGAUUGUGCUAGUUCUUAGUGUGUCUGUAGCUAUUAAUGACUUUUAUCAGAAUUUAGUUCAACUGUUUAACCUCUAAGGUUGAAGGCGAUUUUCUCUUUUCCAGUUAGUCAAUUUGACGCAAAGGUAGUUAUUGUAUACGUAAAGCAAUUUGCUGAGUCAAUUUCCCUAUUUUAAUUCACUAGUGUGAACACUUAGCUUAUUUAGUAGUGGCUGCGGUCACAUCUACUACGUAAUUAAAGUUUAACUUAAGUUAGUGUCAAGUUACGUGAUGUCAUACCUAACUGUAGUUAGUGCUUUCGGUCGACAUUGCGGUCACACCAUGCAGUUAAGAGGGUCUCAAUGGGGUGGUAGCUUUUACGGUUAUCGGCUAAAAUUUUGGCUCUUUUACGGCUAUCGGUUAAUUUUUUC
Messenger RNA from Porites lobata, 23392 nucleotides. Lineage: Eukaryota; Metazoa; Cnidaria; Anthozoa; Scleractinia; Poritidae. The record is from the annotation of a GenBank genome assembly.